AUGGCUCCAUCUUCAUCAACAAACUCCGGCAUCACCACAGACGAGACCAGCGGAGAGCGUCACAUUCCCGAGUCCGUUCGAGCUGACGGGAGCACGCGAAAGGCCAUCAAGAUCCGGCCCGGCUACCAGCCACCCGAAGAUGUCCAAGUCUACAAGAACCGAACAGCAGAGGCCUUUCGUGAGCGAGGAAAGCGAGUCGGCAUACCCGGCGCCGCUGGGUUGCAAGAUGAGAAGCCAGAGCAGGGCUCCGCUGCAAGCAAUAAGAAUGCAAAACGGCGAGAGGCUCGGAAGAAGGCCAAGGCUGACGGCGACACCAAGGCUGAUACUCCAGCCGCGACUACGGAAGAUGCUGCCGAAUCCAAGACAGAAGAGGUUGAUCCUGAAAUCGAGCGCGAAAAGAAAGCUAGGAGUCUUAAGAAGAAGCUGAAGCAAGCCAAGGAGCUCAAGCAGAAGAAGGAUGGCGGCGAGGGGCUGUUGCCUGAGCAGAUUGCAAAGGUCAUCAAGAUCAACGAGCUCAUCCGGGAAUUGGAUGCCCUCGGAUUCGACGCGGAGGGAGAGCCAAAGACCGAGGCGCAAGAUGAUGCGGCUGAAAACAGCGAGAAGAACUGA
Molecule: messenger RNA, 609 nt
Organism: Trichoderma gamsii
Lineage: Eukaryota; Fungi; Ascomycota; Sordariomycetes; Hypocreales; Hypocreaceae
Exons: 1
Coding region: 1-609 (202 amino acids)
Biological process (GO): exon-exon junction complex disassembly
Cellular component (GO): exon-exon junction complex; cytoplasm
Molecular function (GO): RNA binding
Source: RefSeq, a predicted model, not a curated record